UAUAAAUAGUUUAAUGUUACUCUGCACGCAUACCAAUAGUCAAGAUUAAGUAUUUAUGUUUACUGCUAUAGGGUAGAAACUGUUAUAGGGAUCCUGUAUUUGGAAACAUGAAGGUGUGUUACUUGGUGUUUAUUUGUAUUGCGAUUGGUAUAACAUUCGUAUUGUGCCUGUCCUUGGAAAACAAUGGAACUUUUUAUUUCACUUCAGGCUCCAACUUCAAAGGUUUUCGUAAAAGCAGCACCAAUGUUUCUCGUAAUUCAAAAGAGAUUAAAGUAUCAAGUACACUAGAAACAACAACAACAACAACAACAGCAACAACAACAACUACAAGAGCAUCGUCAACAACAGAUCAAUUUCCCGAGGCAAUGUUGACACAUAUAAUUCAAAAACUGCACGAGCAGAGUAAUAAGAAAACGCCAAAUGGUUCAAAUAAUUUAAAGGAAAGUGUAAACAACAAAACGGGAGCAGUAGCUCUUUUAAGACAAAUGUAUCCAACAGUUCAAAAACAAAGAAUAAAUAAAAUUAAAACAGUUUGUAGAGACACAGAUUUAUUUCGGGACCUUAUGUACAAAGGUAAAAAUAAUACAAGGUACUACUACUCUAAAACUUACGGAUUUUCAUAUUGCAAGGUUCCAAAAUCAGGAUCGACUUUCUGGAUGCAAGCAUUUUACAUUCUUGAAAAUGAAGAUGAGAAUUCAGUGACUGUGUUUUCUAAAGCAAGGUCACGUGUCCAUGGCUUGACUUGGAAAUUUACUCUAAAAUUUGACAGUCAACAGAGAAAGAAUUCUUUGUCUGUCAUCGUGUCACGUGACCCGUUCAGUCGUCUGUUUUCAGCGUUCAUAGAUAAAUCGUAUCAAUGCCUUGAUAAAAGCUUGAAUAAAAACAUCAUGCAAUUUAGACCGGCGUUGAAACGUCAUAAUUGUCCCGAUGACGUCACAUUUCAGGAAUUUCUUGAUUUCAUAAUUAAUGAAGUAGGGAGGGAGCAGACAUUAAAUCGGCACUGGGCACCGAUUUAUAAUCUAUGUCGUCCGUGUGAUGUAAACGCUUAUAUACUUGUAAAACAAGAAAGCUUUUCAAAAGACGUAGAGCAGGCAUUGAAAGCGUUCAGUGUACCUGAUGAAAAGCUUGCCACGAUUCUAUCAGCGUUACAUGAACACAGAAUUGAAACAACUAUUCCAGGAAUUGUUCAAACAGUGAUGAAUAAAAAUAAGAUAACGAAAAAGGGAACCUGCGUAUAUGGCCAAAAAUUAAUACAAAGAAUAUGGACCGCUUUUAAAAUACAAGGCUACUUGAAAGAAACAAUAGAAUUUCCGAGCAAAUUGUUUAAUAGUAAAUUACAAUAUGACGACACAUCAUACGUCACAGAGGUUAUACUCGCUUCUAUAAAUAGAAAUAAAAUGACGUCAUCAGAAAUGAAACGACGACGUCAUAAAGCGUUAGUAGACGCAUACAAGCAAAUAAGAAAUGAAACUUUGACACAAAUUAUUGAAAUAUACAAAUUCGAUUUUACAAUGUUUAAUUAUUCUACAAUAACUCCUCACUAGCCACCUCCAUCUGUAUGAAACAUAAAAAAUUAAAAUAUGGAGUUGUUUAUACCCGUGCAGUAGUAGAUCUACUCUGUACUUAAUGAACUCUGUCUUUUUCCAAGGAGCAUAUCAUUUUCCAAUCAAACACAAAAUAUGUAUUUAUACAUAGAUAUUAAUACGGUUCAUUUUAUUUUUCUUUACCUUCAAGUACGUCUUUCAUUCACUCACUCACUCAUGCAUGCAUGCACUCACUCACUCAUUCAUUCAUUCGACCAUCUAUCCAUCUUCUGUUUAUUUUAUUUUUAAGAAUAAUUUGACCUUUUCGAAAACAUAGCUAAACACCGUUUUCCGGUACGUUACUGAUUUAGCUCUGGGGAAUUACUUCAAAUAAAGUACAUGAAGUACAUAGCACUUUUACAUGAUAUUUCUAUUUUUCUGUCAUUAUUAGACCAUUUAAGAUGAAAAUACUUGAUCUGUGUUUGAAAAUUAUUAAUGUUCCUUUAAUAUCUAGUGCAUUUUUUUUUCAACAACAAAAAAUAAAUUGUUUAUAAUGGAAAUCAAUAAAAAUUUAAACAGUGACUCGUAGUACAUGGCAUCUUCCAUAAUGAAUAAAGAUGUUUUCUGCGUAAACUUGUGUUACACCACUUACGCUACGGUCAGUAACCACUGCCUUCACACAAGUUGACCCUUUUGGGGUUUAAACCCACGGCCCUAAGUUUCAUUGUAGUUGUCAGUAGUAUUAACCCACUUGAAUACUCUUCGAGCGGAGGUAUUUCAUUACGAUAGUCAAACCUUAAUGUCAGAAUAACCGCUUUAAAAAACAAAGUUUGCUUCUUUAAAAAGAAGCAUGCGAGAGGUAUUUUUGCUGCUGUGGAAGAUUUGUUUAAUUCGAAAAUAUUUGGGGAUAUUAUAUGGCAUAAAAGACACAAUGAAUGAUUAUAAAUUACAAUUAUUUAACAAAAUA
Ruditapes philippinarum (Manila clam) is the source of this 2490-nucleotide messenger RNA. RefSeq names its product carbohydrate sulfotransferase 10-like. The transcript has 2 exons. Gene Ontology annotation, biological process: carbohydrate biosynthetic process. NCBI's taxonomy places the organism in Eukaryota, Metazoa, Mollusca, Bivalvia, Venerida, Veneridae. The record is from RefSeq and is a predicted model, not a curated record. Gene Ontology annotation, cellular component: membrane. The coding region runs from base 108 to 1544 and encodes 478 amino acids. Gene Ontology annotation, molecular function: sulfotransferase activity.